Molecule: messenger RNA, 4399 nt
Organism: Zonotrichia leucophrys gambelii
Lineage: Eukaryota; Metazoa; Chordata; Aves; Passeriformes; Passerellidae
Gene: FSIP1
Product: fibrous sheath interacting protein 1
Exons: 12
Coding region: 897-2756 (619 amino acids)
Source: RefSeq, a predicted model, not a curated record
CCCUGCCUUCCUGCCUCCCUGCCUUCCUCUCUGCCUCCCUGUUGCCUCUCUGCCUCUCUGCCUUCCUCUCUGCCUCGCUGCCUCCCUGCUUGCCUCCCUGCCUGCCUCUCUGCCUUCUUGCUUUCCUGCCUUCCUCUCUGCCUCCCUACUGCCUCUCUGCUUUCCCGCUUUCCUGCCUCCCUGCCUGCCUCUCUGCCUCGCUGCUUUCCUGCUUGCCUGCCUCCCUGCCUUUCUCUCUGCCUCGCUGCCUUUCUCCUUCGCUCCCUGCCUGCCUCCCUGCCUUCCUCUCUGCUUUCUUUCUUCCCUCCCUCCCUGCCUGUUUUCCUCCCUCCCUCCCUGCCUGCCUCCCUGCCUCCUUCUCUCCCUGCCUCCUUCCGUCCCUGCCUCCUUCUCUCCCUGCCUCCCUUAUACUGAAAUAAAGACUUGUAUUCAUUUGAGCCCUCUGAGAAUUUCCAGCACGCGUCAUGAUGCGCUGAGACGUCGAAUUCCUGUGAAUUCACACAAUUUUGUUGUUGUUUUCUUUUUCAGAGAAACGCGUGUGUCUGUAGUUUAAACUGCAGCCAUGAUAAUUCCUCUGUUGUGAGAUUAUUUGUAAGAUGUGUGCUAUUCGAAGUGUCUUUGAUAAUAAGCACGUUUGAAUGCUUCAGUUGGCUUGAUAUAAAUGUAUAUUUGUAUGUAUAUUAAAAAGAAAAGUGCAUACUUGAGUGGCAAGCCAGUCUGAACUGGAAAAACCUUGCAAUAUGGAGUUGCUAGAAAGCAUUUGAAACUUACAUGUAUAUCUGAAAUAUAGCAGGGCUUGUAGUUCUUUAUUAUUAAACUGUUCAUUUGAAAGGUUGUUUUUGCUGGAUUUUCCCCCCCGUUUUAGGUAACAGUGGAUAUUACAAGUAGGAGCUUGGAUGAAAUUUCAAGGCCUGCAUCUAGCUCGACCUAAUUGUAGAUCUUUAAAUACAUCUAUGGAGUUAACAACACCAGAACCAUGUUUGCAAGAGGUAGAUUCACCCAUCAGUUUGGCUGAUGGUUACCAGAGUGGCAGUCUAGAAGAUGGCUGUCCAGCAGAAAACAAAGGUGAUGACAGAUUUAUAUCUGAUGUCCAGGAAGUAAGAAGUGAUCAGCAAACAGUGGAGAGCAUGACCAUCUCUCUUCACAAGUGUCUAUGGAAUCCCAUUGAGUUGUCAGGAUGUACCUCUACUUCAGAUUCUCGAGAUGAAAGCACUGAAACACAUAUGUUGAAAUUCUGUGAACCUUCCCCGGGACAACCAAGUAAUGCAAAGUCAGAUACUACUUCACAAACUUUGAAAUCCUGUGAAACUUCCCUGGAAAAAACAGCAGACUCUUCUGACUUGGAAUGUUCUGAAGACAUGGACAUAAAUGCUCGGAUUCAAGCAGCUGUAAAGAAAAUGAAUAAACUUGACACCAUACUUGAAAAACAGCGUUUAAAGGAAAAAGCAGUUAAAAAGCAAGGCAGAGAACUCAGGGCAAUGCUCUGGGAAGAACUUCAGUGCAUCAGAACCACAGGAAGCAAUGAGGAGGUGGAAAACACAAACCAGUUUUUGGCUGUGUUAUCACCAUGGCAUAAUACAGCUGACCUCUCCCAUGCUAAAGAGGAUGAAAUAUGCACUUCAGUAUUUCGCACACACAUGAAUCCUGAGGAUGAUAAUUGCCAUAAAGCCCAAGAAAACCAGGAUUAUCCAAGUGAAUUAGAAACAGAAAAACCAGCAGAAAAAGCACAUAGCAAAAAUAAAACCAGCCAGCAUUUCAUUAAAAAGAACAUUGAGCUAGCAAGGGAUUCAGGAAACCAAUUUGUUAUGCUUGAGGGAGAAAGGAAAAGGCUAACUGAGCUACUGAAAGAUACAGAAGAUGGAACUGAAUUGCAAGAUCUUGAGGAGAAUGUACCUAUCUGGCAGGCACCAGGAGAAGGGUACACACCUGAAUUGAUGGAAUUUCAUCUUCUGAAUGAGAUAGACAAUAAGCUUCACCUGCUGCUCUCUGAUGGGGAGUUUCCUGCUCUUUCCAGCUCUAGCUCAAAAUGUCCAAACCAGAUAUAUCAGGAGCCUCUGGUUUAUGCUAGCAGAAGCCUAGAAACAAUUCCAGGUGAGAGGGUUCUGCGGGACAAUAAGGAAAAACGUGAUCAACAGAAUCGUUUGAAAGAAAUAGAUUAUCAGCUGGAAUCCCUAGCAAGAAGUCUUACUGAAGAACAAAUGAGCCUCUCUGAAGAGCAGCUUAAGACCCUUCUGGAAGAAUGUAUGCAGCCUCAGAGAACAAUAAGUAACGUUACCAUGCCACAGUCUCAGGAAUCUCUUUCUUUUGGAUUAAGUCCCCCUUGUUACACAAGUCAAGACUCCACUCUUCACUCCACAUCUAGUCUUUCCAAAAUGUUAGUUGAAGACCAUAUUGUAGGGAUGUUAAUGGCUCAGGAAAAGGCUGGACUCGAAGACAAAAGCUUAUGUGUUAAUGCAGAGAGCAAAAUCCCUGGCUACUAUACCAGCAAAGCAUUGGCUGGUAGUCACUUAUCAAAGGAUUCACUGGCCCAAACAGAGGAACCUGAUGACCUAGAAGGUUUACAGAAGAUGGAAGAUAAGAGUAUUACUGAAGGUUACUUUAUGUCAAGAGCACUCAACACAAAAAGAUUGAAGAAACCUUCUUUCUUGGGUGAACCAUUAUAUUGCAUCAGCAGGAACAAUGAGCCAUGCACAGAGGCUGACAUUCUCAGCAUACCACUGCAAACCAAAGGAGAUCAUAUGAACAUUGAAAUUUGAGGGGAGAGUGACUAUAUGCUUCUCUGCACAACUGUUUUCUGAAAAUGUAGCUAAAUCUCUGUCAGUGAUAUUGCACUGAUACAGUAUCAUAUCAAGCAACCUGAUGGGAAUAAAUUAUUAUAAUUGAAAAUGUUCCAUGAAUUGAUUUUUUUCUUUAGAGAUAAUUAUUAUUGUCAUCGUAAUAUAUUGUUGCAUUUUGGUUUCAAAACAAACUCUUGCAUUUCAUUAAAUUUCCUGGGAGUGUUCUGUCUUAUAAAGAAAUGUACACAGAUAUUGUGUAGCUGUGUGUCUGAUAAGACAUAUAUGUGUUUGUUAAAAAAUAAAAACAAAACCAAAAAGCCAACCAAAACUUUAGUAUUUACUGAUGGGGCUUUAUUAGAGAGGGUGUGAAAUAUGUAUAAUAAUUUCAUUUUUCUUUACACACACACAGAGUCUAGCUUUUUUAUAAAGUUAGCUAAAUCAUGUCUUGUGUUAUCUCACUGCAGUUUGCUGGAGCUUGCAGCCUGUCUGACUCAGAGUUCUGACUCAGUGAAGCAUCCCAUUACUGAGUUUUUUGCCCCGGGGCUGUCUGUUGGCUGGACCUCUGGUUUGCCUGAAGGCAGGAAUUGCAAAAGUGCUCUGCUGGAUCAGAAGAUCAGCACUAGUCUGCUCAGGUCUGCCUGAUUCUUGUCUGGGAAAACUGCUAACCACACAGCAAACAUUCAUGUCUUCGAGUUAAGAAAUGCAGUUAAAUGAGGAAGGAUGCAGCCCCUGGUGAAGGCUUGGAGGGAGUAAAAGUGGAGGCAUUCAGAAGUUUGCCCUGGCAGCUACUGGGUUGUGAAACCGUGUAGUGAUGGGGGAAGGGUAAUGCAGCUGGUUUGGGUUUGAGAGAAUAUUAACAAUUCAUUACAGGUUUUUGAUUGUCUAGUCUUUAACUAGUAUUUUUUCCUGAUUUUUGGCUUAUUUACUCAGCUGAUGGUCGGUUUCCCAUUUCAUGUGCUCCAAUGUCAGUAUAAGAAAACAUUAUUAAAAAAACAUGGUUAAUUUUUAAAAGUUUUUUGAGUAGGGAGAGAUACUCUAGCAAAGAAGACUCAACAGAUUUUCCCAUUGACAAGCUCUCGUGUGACUUCUUGACCUAAAAGGACAAAUUGUUUCUCAGAUCCUAUACCUAUAGUCGUUUAACAUUCACCACAAAAAGAUGUAUGGAUAGUACAUUAACUAUACAUGGGCUGUUAUUGCAUAGGGUUUACUUGAUCUAAUAUGAAUGUUUAAAUAAAUGCACAUAUUGGCCCAGAUUUUAAUCCAAUUUACAGAGUUGCCAGCAGGAUUGGAUGCACACUUCUGGGGAAGCUGUAAUUGUGUGGAUAUAACAGAGAUCAGUACGUAAUCAAUUUGCUUUCAGUUAAAAAUCUGAAUGGAACAUUAUAUUUGCAACAAGCCUUUGCUAUUUCUGUUUUUACUUUCUGAUAUUUUUACUUGUUCUCCAACAGCAAUAACAAACCUUUGCAUAGUGGAUAUUCUGCAUAGGAUUGCUGUAAGCACAUUUCAUGGAACUUUUCAAAUCUCACCUGCAUGUAUUUCUUACCAUAAAAAUAUUAAGCCUCUGUCAUAAUUUUUAAGCAUAAAUAUAAUUAAAGCGAUACUGACAAGUGUUUUUAAGAGUA